Messenger RNA from Neltuma alba, 1041 nucleotides. RefSeq names its product dihydroneopterin aldolase 1. Gene Ontology annotation, molecular function: dihydroneopterin aldolase activity. Gene Ontology annotation, cellular component: cytoplasm. NCBI's taxonomy places the organism in Eukaryota, Viridiplantae, Streptophyta, Magnoliopsida, Fabales, Fabaceae. Gene Ontology annotation, biological process: folic acid-containing compound metabolic process. The transcript is spliced from 3 exons. Bases 454 to 852 code for a protein of 132 amino acids. The record is from RefSeq and is a predicted model, not a curated record.
ACCCAAUCACAACGACCCGUCGAAUCUGGUGAAAAACUAGAAAUACCUUUUUUCUUCUCUUCCUUCUUUCCAAUUUUUGGGCAAGAUAGGAUGACAAUGAUGUCGUUGCCCAUCGGCUUUUGCUCCCAAUUUUAAACAACGAAACCCGCUCUUCAGUUCGCUCCCAUGCUCCCGUUCGGUCUCCACACCAAAACAACACCGAAGACCUCCUUUUAUCUUCGUCGUCGUCAUCAACAGUAGUAGACACCAGCAGAGCUUCGUUAGCCACCAUCCACCACCCACAUCCAGGUUCUCUUAUCUAUUUCCUCAUCGCCUUGCUUUUCUUUUCUUUUCUUUUCUUUUUCUGCCCCCCUUUUUUAAUCCUGUUUUCCAGAUUUCGUUUCGGAUUUCUGUAUAAAGUUGAGCUUGCUGGCCUCAAGUUCUGUUGAAACAAGGAACUUUACUUUUGCAAUAAUGGAAGGCAAUACACAGGUGAAGGGAGACAAACUCAUACUGAGGGGAUUAAUAUUCCAUGGUUUUCAUGGGGUUAAAGAAGAAGAAAGGAAGCUGGGUCAGAAAUUUUUGGUGGAUGUGGAUGCUUGGAUGGAUCUCAGAGCAGCGGGUAAAUCUGAUAAUUUGUCAGAUACAGUUAGUUACACAGAUAUUUAUCGUAUAGCAAAAGAAGUUAUUGAAGGGCCACCUCGCAAUCUUUUGGAAUCAGCAGCUGAGCAAAUUGCAACCAUUACUCUGACAAAGAUACCUCAGAUAUCUGCUGUUUGUGUGAAAGUUGGGAAGCCCCAUGUGGCAGUUCAGGGUCCUGUUGAUUACUUAGGUGUUGAGAUCCUUAGAAGUAGAAGCGAUAUGCUAAACUAAGACGUCAAAUACUCUCUGAGGUUCUGUAUCUUUGGGUCUUCUGCUUGAUGCAACACUUUAUUUUCAACUCUUGUCCGUCUUCUCUCAUUUCAUUUUACCUCGUUGCUAUAAUCAUGUGACCCAAGUUUGAACUGCUAAUAUUUUCCCUUACCUUAAUAAUGUAUGGCCUUGAAGGCUUUGUCAACUGCA